AGUUGGCCGCUGGCGUCGUGCUGGACCUGCUGCUGGGCUCGCCGUUUGGGUCAGGCAGGAUGGCCGCGGUCGCCAGCGUGGAGGAGCCGCCGCCGCCUUGUUUGGCACCGGAUACCAUUAGAUGGGCGACGCUUGCGAGCGCCGGGCUGCUGCUGGCGUUGUGGUGGCUGCUGGGCCGCCGGGCUCUGCGGCGACUUCCCCCUGGCCCCAAGGUCUGGCCCCUGGUGGGUAACUUGUUCUUCGCUAUGCUGCCCGAAAGGCUGCUGGGCGUCCUCGGUGUCAUCCCGCCCCGCAAGGAGAAGGGGAGCUGCGGCCGCGGCGAGGAAGAAGGGCCGCGGCCGAUGCAUCUGUGGUUAACCGAUCUGGCCAAGAUCUACGGCAGCAUCUUCCGAAUCGUCUUGGGCAGCCGCCACCUCAUCGUGCUUAGCGACUUCGAGGCUGUCCGGGACGCGCUGGUUACCCAGGCCGAGGUCUUCAGCGACCGCCCCAGUGUGCCCAUCGUGGCCCUCAUCACCGAGCAGAAGGGUGUGGUGUUUGCACCUUAUGGCCCACUGUGGAAAAAACAAAGGAAGUUUUCCCACUCAACCCUCCGUCACUUUGGAUUAGGAAAGCACAGUCUGGAGCCUAAAAUCAUUGAGGAAUUCAAGUAUGUGAAAGAAGAGAUCCUGAAACAUGGAGAGGAACAAUUCAAUCCUUUCCCUAUUAUUGGCAAUGCAGUGUCCAAUGUGAUCUGCUUAAUGGCCUUUGGUAGGCGCUUUAAUUAUGACGAUGCAGAAUUCCAGAGCAUGCUGAGGCUGAUGUCACGUGCACUAGAGAUCAGCCUGAAUAAUCAGGUACUCUUGAUCAACAUCUGCCCUUGGCUGUAUUAUCUUCCUUUUGGGCUUUUCCGAGAACUCAGGCAGAUUGUGCUGGAUAUCACAGCUUUCUUGAAAAACAUCAUUAGACAGCACAGAGAAAACUUGGAUGCCCAGUAUCCCCGAGACUUCAUUGAUAUGUAUCUCCUGCAUUCAGAUGAGGAAAAGAAGAUCAAUGGGGAAAGUAGCUUUAAUGAAGACUACCUGUUCUUCAUUAUUGGAGACCUUUUUGUUGCAGGCACAGACACUACAUCCAACACACUACUCUGGAGCCUUCUUUACAUGUCACUUCACCCACAAGACCAAAGAAAUGUUCAAGAAGAAAUCGAAUUGGUAAUUGGGUGCAACAGAGCUCCUACUCUGGCUGAUAAGGUGCACAUGCCCUUAACAGAAGCAACUAUUAUGGAAGUUCAAAGGAUGACAGUGGUUGUCCCUCUUUCUAUUCCUCGAAUGGCCUCAGAAACUACUGAGCUUCAGGGAUACACUAUUCCAAAGGGCAGUAUCAUCCUUCCUAACCUGUGGUCCAUGCACAGAGAUCCCAACAAAUGGGAGAACCCAAAUGAUUUUCACCCGGCAAGAUUUCUGGAUGAGAAUGGCCAGCUCUUCAAAAACGAAACAUUUAUUCCUUUUGGAAUCGGUAAACGUGUGUGCAUGGGAGAACAGCUUGCCAAGAUGGAGCUUUUCUUGAUGUUUGUGAGCCUUUUGCAAAGUUUCACCUUUCUGUAUCCUGCAGGCUUAAAGAAGCCAUCGAUGAAAGGAAGAUUUGGCCUGACAUUAGCUCCCUUUCCAUUCAAACUUAUUGCCUUAAAGAGAUGAGGAAACCUCAGAGAAAAGAGUUGCAUGAUGUUCAUAUUAUUAUAUGAAGUUCAGAGAUAUAAAUGAAAUGCACUUCACCAAACCACAGUCAUUCCCAAAGUGGGCUAGGGAAUUUUCAGCCCAUCGGGGUAUCCAAAAAUUAUCAAGCACUUUCUCCUUAGCUCGGGCAGUCCCCUACAUGAUGUGCUGAAACUCUUCAACUAUAGGAAACAAGCAGAAGUAUGUAGUCCUCAAGAGCUGCAGAGUAACAAGAGAAAGUUGGGGCAGCAACGCUUAAGGGAACCAUUGGUUAUCAAAUGGCUUUUAUAUUAGAUAAAAAGCAGUGGAAAAGACAUAGAAAUCUGAUUUGCGCAUGACAAUAGACAAAAGCCAAAAAAAACCAGAAAGCACUUAGGUAUUUGGAUCUUUUAAAAAGACAUAGUGAAGGUGCAUAGCAACUUAUCUUAAAAAAUUGAAGGUACAAAGCAAAUUGUCUUAAAAACCAGAGUCCGGGAGAGGGAUGUUUCUGUUGGGUGAGUCUGACUUUUCUUCACUCUCUGUAGGAAAACAGGUGUCCUACACAUAGCAGAUGCUAGGUCCAUCUUUGGGCUGUCUCCUUUUACAUGCUUCAAGAAGGGUGCUUUUUUUUUUUAAAGUAAAGCAUCAUACAUACAUAGAUGUGUUCAAUUAAAUGAAUGUUUCAUCCUUAUUUAAUAAUGAAGACAAAAAUUACUUUUAAAAGGUGAUGAACAUCUCCAGGAGAGAUGGGUAAUGAUGUUCUUGAUUCUGGAUGAUCAUCACUGUACCAACUACUUCUGCUCCACCUGUGCAGAACUUGUUUCCUCUGUGCUUAUUAGGAAGAACAAAACACAGCGAGUGGACUUCCACAAUUCAAUUUUUUUAAUAUAUUUCCUGAGAUUUAUCUCAUGGUAUCUCUAUUGUUUGCAAAAAGCAAUUGCUUUUUUGGCAUAACUUUGGUUAUUUCUCUCUGCUCACAUUCUGAGUUUAUUGCAGAUCAGUAAUAAGCUCAAGUUGAUUUAACUUGCAAGUCACCUGUAACAUCUGUGUUGAAAAUGUUUAAUACAUAGUGUGGGUGCCAUAGGAAGCAGUAUUAGCAUGGUCAAAUUGUACUGCUUCAAACAAACUUAGGAAAUACAAUGAUAGGAUUUCAUUGAGCAGGAGAUAUAUUUACUCUAGCACCUUAGUACUCAGCCAUUCUAUUGGAGCAUGCUUUUGACCAGCAAUAGGUGUUAUGGCACAGAGUACGUAAAAUAAUUCAGCUGAUAGGUACUUAAUUUUGGGGCACAAACUUUAGUUUAAAAAGGCCUUUAGAAAUGAAAGGGAGAGGAAGGAAUGCAACCCUAAUCCUGAUUUUAUUUGCCAAAACAUUUGAAGUCCCAUGCUUACAAAUACAAAAAUGUAGAAAGACGUUAACUGCUGGUUCCUGCAUUUUCUGUAUGUUUAUUGCAAGGAUGUUUUGAGAAACACUUAGACGCUAUCCAGUAUAAUUUUAAAAAAGAUAUACUUGUAUUUAACCCCAUUUUUAUGUUCUACAUGAGACAAAGCCUCCCUUACCUUUCUCCCUCCUAUCUUCAUGGCAAUAUAGAGACAAAAAUGAUGAUGCACUUACUCAUGUUUAAAAAUUUAAUUUAAUUUAAUUUAAUUUAACUGCAUUCUAAAAAAAAAAUUCCUGGGGCAAUAUAAGAAAACCAAAUAUUCCCCUUCAUGCAUGCUAUCCUAACAAAUACAGAAAAAAGAAUCAUACUGCCAGAAUUUAGGGCUUGCUCUUUUUGUUGGAAGAUAACUAAUUCCAAUUGAAAAUGGAACGUUUUCAUUCAUUGUCAGUUCAAAGAGAAGCUGCAUAACGGAUUAGGUUUGACAAAAAGACAACCAUUUUUUGUUUACUUUCGGUUUAUUGCAUGAACAUUUGACUGGUUCACACAACACGAAGUUUAAAAUUAAGGUGCAUUAUGGUGUAGUGUGGUAUGAGUUAACUUGCAGAAUGGAUGAGUCUUUAUGGAGUAGAUGCAGACACCUUGGACAAUUCUUACCCUUCAAUUGCACUGCUUUUAGAUGAGUACUGUUAUGGCAGAUAAUCCUAUGGGGCAAAAUACAACUGAUCCUUGGUAUGGCAUGUAUGUUGUUUUGUAAUCAAGCAAUCUUUUACUGAAGCACUUUAUAAUUUUGUCAGGUUCCAAAGAUCUGUAUUUCUGUAUUUUAGAAGGCAUCAGGGGCCUCUGUAAUAGCUGGCUAUAUUGGUUGCCUGUAUCUUGCUGAUGUUUAUAUUGUCUGUUGUUUUCAAAGUGAAUGCCUUGUUUAAAAUUUUAGAAUGGAGAAUAUAAAAUCUAAAAUCGGAAAUCAUGGAUUGCUUUUUUUUUUUUUUAAAGGUGCCUAUGCCAACCUAGCAGUUCAAAAACAUGCAAAUGUGAGCAGAUUAAUAGGUACCGCUUCGGUGGGCAGGUAACGGCGUUCCGUGUAGUCAUGCUGGCCACAUGACCACGGAAGUGUCUACAGACAAACGCCGGCUCUUCGGCUUUGAAAUAGAGAUGAACACCGCCCCCUAGAGUCGGACACGGCUGGACUUAAUGUCAAGGGAAACCUUUAACUUUACCUUUUUAUAUUUCCACACAAUCCAGAAUAUAUUUCUUGGUGCAAAUAUCUUUCUAAAUAAAGUUUUAUUUUUAAAAAUUGACUAUUGAGAAGAAAAUUUUGAUUUAAAACAAGUUCUACCAUGGGUAUUAGAAAAUACAGCAAACUAUUCUGGCAGCCUUUCCCGAUUGCUAUUCAGAUGCUUGGGAUUGCAAGACAUCUGGAAAGCUGCAGGUUGGUGAAAACUAUAUUACUGGUAUUCUUAUUUCAUGUAUCUAACUGCUUUUUUCCAUGGUGUUCCCUUCAUCAAUUUGUGGCUAUAUUCAAACUACAGUAAUAACCUUUCUCCAAGCAUCCUUGGCAACUGUAAUUUUCUAAGUAAACGGUGGAAAUGACAAUAUAC
Molecule: messenger RNA, 4641 nt
Organism: Candoia aspera
Lineage: Eukaryota; Metazoa; Chordata; Lepidosauria; Squamata; Candoiidae
Product: cytochrome P450 2U1
Exons: 5
Coding region: 60-1670 (536 amino acids)
Biological process (GO): xenobiotic metabolic process
Cellular component (GO): intracellular membrane-bounded organelle; cytoplasm
Molecular function (GO): oxidoreductase activity, acting on paired donors, with incorporation or reduction of molecular oxygen, reduced flavin or flavoprotein as one donor, and incorporation of one atom of oxygen; steroid hydroxylase activity; heme binding
Source: RefSeq, a predicted model, not a curated record